Oryza sativa Japonica Group (Japanese rice) is the source of this 1658-nucleotide messenger RNA. RefSeq names its product protein DECREASED SIZE EXCLUSION LIMIT 1. Gene Ontology annotation, molecular function: protein binding. The record is from RefSeq and is a predicted model, not a curated record. NCBI's taxonomy places the organism in Eukaryota, Viridiplantae, Streptophyta, Magnoliopsida, Poales, Poaceae.
UCACUGUCUACUUCGACCUCACGCCGAAGCUUCCAGAAAGUUCUAAUCUCGCAGCCCGAGCCAUGGCCCUGGCCGAAGCCGAGAACCCGCCGCGCCGCCGCCGACCUGCGCCGGACCCCGUCGCGGUGCUCCGAGGCCACCGCGCCGCCGUCAACGACGUCUGCUUCCACCCCUCCCUCCCGCUCAUCUUCUCCGGCGCGGCUGACGGGGAACUCAGGGUUUGGGACACAGCGAGCCACCGCACUGUCUCCUCGGUUUGGGCUCAUGGUGGAUCGGCUGGUGUAUAUUCAGUGGCUGCUAGCACCAGACUUGGAAACAAAAUCAUUAGUCAAGGUAGGGAUGGAUCAUGCAAAUGCUGGGAAAUCGAGGAAGCUGGGCUUUCACGGAGGGCCCUAUAUACAAUCAGAACAAGUACAUACCAUUUCUGCAAAAUGUCACUCGUUAAGUCAACAUGUUCUACAUGCUGCACACAAUCUGGCUUGAUCUCCGCAACUGGUGAUAUUGAGUCACAAAGCACAGUUACUGAAGAACGUGAACUAGGCACUUGCUGUAAAGGACCAAAUAUAAUGGCAAUCGCUGGUCAAGAAUCAUCGCAGGUUGAACUUUGGGAUAUUGAUAACGCAAUAAAGGUAAUGUGCUUGCCUGAAACAGGCAGCGCUAAUCUGGCUGAUCACCCGACCAAGCAAAGAGGACUAUGCAUGGCUGUGCAAGCUUUCUUCCCUUGUGGUGCAGCUUAUGUAAAUAUUUUGUCAAGUUACGAAGAUGGAAGCACACUUUUGUGGGAUGUACGAAAUCCUGGUCUACCUGUAUCCUCAGUGAAAUAUCACUCAGAAUCAGCUUUAUCCAUUGCUAUUGAUGGGCUAUGCAAUGGGGGGAUCUCAGGAGGUGCUGAUGAUAAAAUUGUCAUGUUUGGCCUUGAUCAUCAAAAGGGUGCAUUUAUUCUCAGGAAAGAAAUAAAACUUGAGCGACCGGGUAUAGCAGGCACUGCAAUUCGGCCAGACAACAAGAUUGCAGCGACCGCUGGUUGGGAUCACAGGAUUCGUGUGUAUAGCUACAGUAAAGGAAACGCUCUAGCAGUGUUAAAGUAUCACAGUGCUUCGUGUAAUGCAGUGACAUUCUCAUCGGACUCCAAGCUGUUGGCUUCCUGCUCGGCGGAUACUACGGUUGCAUUAUGGGAGCUCUAUCCUCCCAAAACAGAUAGCCAAGUUGGUCUCAAAACGAGAGAUGAAAUAUCCCAAUAAUAUGGCCGGGCCUUCCUUUGAGGCGAUGCCUCUGCCUCUUGACUGGAGGAGCACACGGCGGAUGAAUUAGAGUUAGUUUAUGACAUGUUUUGAGUGUUUUUGACACGGCGGAAGAUCACGUGGCUAGCUCAUACUGAUUCAUGGGGGUCGGAGUUUUAAUCUCCGACCCUCCUUGCAUCACUUUUCCUUCAUUGGAUGUCUUUCUCGCUUUAGCGAAAUCGGUGUGGGAACGAGAGAUGAAAUAUCCCAAUUAAUAUGGCCGGGUCUUCCAUUGAGGCAAUGCCUCUGCUUCUUGACUAGAGGAGCAUAAGACGGAUGAAUUAGAGCUACUUUAUGAUUUGUUUUAGCAUUUAUGAAAGAAACUUAGCUUGUGAAUUUGAUGUGAAGGAACACAGAACGGAGGAUCCAGUUUUGCCA